Molecule: messenger RNA, 5264 nt
Organism: Otolemur garnettii (small-eared galago)
Lineage: Eukaryota; Metazoa; Chordata; Mammalia; Primates; Galagidae
Gene: DCAF1
Product: DDB1 and CUL4 associated factor 1
Exons: 22
Coding region: 12-4349 (1445 amino acids)
Biological process (GO): protein ubiquitination
Cellular component (GO): Cul4-RING E3 ubiquitin ligase complex; nucleus
Molecular function (GO): histone H2AT120 kinase activity; nuclear estrogen receptor binding
Source: RefSeq, a predicted model, not a curated record
UAGGCUAAGCCAUGACUACAGUAGUGGUACAUGUGGACUCCAAAGCCGAGCUCACUACCCUGCUGGAGCAGUGGGAAAAGGAACAUGGCAGUGGGCAGGAUAUGGUACCUAUCCUUACCAGGAUGUCUGAGUUGAUUGAAAAAGAAACUGAAGAAUACCGUAAAGGGGAUCCAGACCCAUUUGAUGAUCGACAUCCUGGUCGAGCUGAUCCAGAGUGUAUGCUGGGCCACUUGCUGAGAAUACUCUUCAAGAAUGAUGAUUUCAUGAAUGCACUGGUGAAUGCAUAUGUGAUGACAAGCCGAGAGCCCCCUUUAAACACUGCAGCUUGCAGACUCCUAUUGGACAUCAUGCCAGGGUUGGAAACUGCUGUUGUCUUUCAAGAAAAGGAAGGAAUUGUUGAGAAUCUUUUUAAAUGGGCCCGAGAGGCUGAUCAGCCAUUGAGGACAUAUUCUACUGGACUGUUAGGAGGUGCUAUGGAAAAUCAAGAUAUUGCUGCCAACUAUAGGGAUGAAAAUUCACAGCUGGUGGCAAUAGUGCUUCGAAGACUGAGGGAGCUACAGCUUCAGGAAGUAGCUUUGCGGCAAGAAAAUAAGCGUCCUAGCCCACGGAAGCUCUCUUCUGAACCCCUUUUGCCUCUGGAUGAGGAAGCUGUGGAUAUGGACUAUGGUGACAUGGCUGUGGAUGUAGUUGAUGGAGACCAAGAGGAAGCUUCUGGAGACAUGGAGAUCUCUUUUCAUCUUGAUUCAGGCCACAAGACCAGUAGUAGAGUGAACUCAGCAACCAAACCUGAGGAAGGCGGAUUAAAGAAAAACAAGUCAGCAAAACAGGGUGACAGAGAGAACUUUAGGAAAGCCAAGCAAAAAUUGGGUUUCUCAUCUGCUGAUCCAGAUCGCAUGUUUGUUGAGCUGUCUAAUAGCAGCUGGUCAGAAAUGUCUCCCUGGGUGAUUGGUACCAAUUAUACUCUUUAUCCUAUGACUCCUGCUAUUGAGCAGCGACUCAUUCUCCAAUAUUUGACCCCUCUAGGAGAGUAUCAGGAGUUACUUCCCAUAUUCAUGCAGCUUGGAUCACGGGAGUUAAUGAUGUUCUAUAUUGACCUAAAACAAACUAAUGAUGUCCUACUUACGUUUGAGGCACUCAAGCAUCUUGCAUCUCUUCUGCUCCAUAACAAGUUUGCCACAGAAUUUGUUGCACAUGGUGGAGUACAGAAAUUAUUGGAAAUUCCUCGUCCUUCUAUGGCUGCAACUGGUGUAUCCAUGUGCUUGUAUUACCUUUCUUACAACCAGGAUGCCAUGGAAAGAGUUUGCAUGCAUCCCCACAAUGUUCUGUCUGAUGUGGUGAACUAUACCCUGUGGUUAAUGGAGUGUUCUCAUGCUUCAGGAUGCUGCCAUGCUACCAUGUUUUUCUCAAUUUGCUUUUCAUUCCGGGCUGUCUUGGAGCUCUUUGACCGCUAUGAUGGUCUUCGCCGUCUGGUGAACUUGAUUAGUACUUUGGAAAUUCUAAAUUUGGAAGAUCAGGGGGCACUUCUGAGUGAUGAUGAAAUAUUUGCUAGCCGCCAAACUGGGAAACAUACCUGCAUGGCCUUGCGCAAGUAUUUUGAGGCUCAUCUGGCUAUUAAAUUGGAACAAGUGAAGCAGUCACUUCAGAGGACUGAGGGUGGCAUUCUUGUGCACCCUCAACCUCCAUACAAGGCAUGUUCAUAUACUCAUGAACAGAUUGUGGAAAUGAUGGAGUUUUUGAUAGAAUAUGGACCAGCGCAGCUGUAUUGGGAACCAGCUGAAGUCUUCCUCAAACUUUCUUGUGUGCAACUCUUGUUGCAGCUUAUUUCUAUUGCCUGCAAUUGGAAGACCUAUUAUGCAAGGAAUGAUACUGUGCGCUUUGCUUUGGAUGUCCUGGCUAUCCUCACUGUGGUGCCAAAAAUCCAGCUCCAGUUGGCAGAAUCAGUUGACGUAUUAGAUGAGGCUGGCUCUACCAUCUCUACCGUAGGUAUCAGCAUUAUUUUGGGAGUGGCUGAGGGUGAGUUCUUUAUCCAUGAUGCUGAAAUUCAGAAGUCAGCCCUUCAAAUUAUCAUCAAUUGUGUGUGUGGCCCGGAUAACCGAAUAUCUAGUAUUGGCAAAUUUAUCUCUGGUACUCCUCGGAGAAAGCUGCCUCAAACCCCCAAAAGCAGUGAGCACACCCUGGCCAAGAUGUGGAAUGUGGUCCAAUCCAACAAUGGCAUCAAAGUGCUCCUGUCCCUACUGUCCAUCAAGAUGCCCAUCACAGAUGCAGACCAGAUCCGGGCCCUGGCCUGCAAAGCCCUGGUCGGCCUGUCUCGCAGUAGCACUGUCCGGCAGAUCAUCAGCAAACUGCCCCUUUUCAGCAGCUGCCAGAUCCAGCAGCUGAUGAAAGAGCCUGUGCUGCAGGACAAGCGCAGUGACCAUGUCAAGUUCUGCAAGUAUGCCGCUGAGCUCAUUGAACGGGUGUCAGGAAAACCACUUCUCAUUGGCACUGAUGUGUCCCUGGCACGACUGCAGAAAGCAGAUGUUGUUGCCCAGUCAAGAAUUUCUUUCCCUGAGAAAGAGUUGCUUUUGUUGAUACGAAACCAUCUUAUUUCUAAAGGGCUUGGAGAGACAGCAACUGUGCUGACGAAAGAGGCUGACCUGCCCAUGACUGCUGCCUCCCAUUCUUCUGCUUUCACCCCAGUCACUGCUGCUGCUUCUCCUGUCUCUCUUCCCCGCACCCCUCGUAUUGCCAAUGGCAUUGCACCUCGACUGGGCAGCCAUGCUGCCGUGGGUGCCUCUGCCCCUUCUGUCCCUACUGCCCAUCCUCAGCCACGCCCUCCCCAGGGUUCGCUAGCUCUGCCUGGCCCAUCUUAUACAGGCAACUCCCCUUUGAUUGGUAGGAUCAGCUUUAUCAGAGAGAGGCCAUCACCCUGCAAUGGCAGGAAAAUCAGAGUGUUGCGGCAGAAGUCGGACCACGGCGCCUAUAGCCAAAGCCCAGCCAUAAAAAAGCAGUUGGACAGACAUCUUCCUUCCCCACCUACACUGGACAGUAUCAUCACAGAAUAUCUCAGAGAACAACAUGCCCGCUGCAAGAAUCCAGUUGCCACCUGCCCACCUUUCUCUCUCUUUACUCCUCACCAGUGUCCUGAGCCAAAACAGAGGCGGCAAGCGCCAAUAAACUUUACCUCAAGACUAAACCGCAGGGCAUCAUUUCCAAAGUAUGGAGGGGUGGAUGGUGGCUGCUUUGAUAGGCACCUUAUCUUUAGCAGAUUCCGUCCUAUUUCAGUGUUCCGGGAAGCCAACGAGGAUGAGAGUGGUUUCACUUGCUGUGCAUUCUCAGCACGGGAACGGUUCCUGAUGCUUGGUACCUGCACAGGACAGCUGAAGCUGUAUAAUGUGUUUAGUGGGCAGGAGGAGGCCAGCUAUAACUGUCACAACUCGGCCAUCACACACCUUGAACCUUCUAGGGAUGGGUCCUUGCUGCUGACAUCUGCUACUUGGAGCCAGCCUUUGUCUGCACUUUGGGGAAUGAAAUCAGUAUUUGAUAUGAAGCAUUCCUUCACAGAAGAUCACUAUGUUGAGUUCAGUAAACACUCUCAGGAUCGGGUCAUAGGCACAAAAGGAGACAUUGCCCAUGUAAGUACUAAAGAAUUUAUUGCUUUCAAGGUGAUGAUGCCCAUCUGUUGGGACCUUCGAACUUUCCAUCUUUUGCAUACUGUUCCUGCUCUGGAUCAGUGUCGUGUGGUAUUCAAUCAUACGGGGACAGUGAUGUAUGGAGCUAUGUUACAGGCAGAUGAUGAAGAUGACUUGAUGGAAGAGAGGAUGAAAAGCCCUUUUGGAUCAUCCUUCCGAACAUUUAAUGCAACCGACUACAAACCUAUAGCGACCAUUGAUGUGAAACGGAAUAUUUUUGAUCUCUGUACAGACACCAAAGACUGUUAUCUUGCUGUCAUUGAGAAUCAAGGAAGCAUGGAUGCCCUGAACAUGGACACAGUAUGCAGGCUAUAUGAAGUGGGCAGGCAGCGUCUAGCUGAGGAUGAAGAUGAAGAGGAAGAUCAGGAAGAGGAAGAACAGGAAGAAGAAGAUGAUGAUGAAGAUGAUGAUGACACUGAUGAUUUAGAUGAGCUUGACACUGACCAGUUGCUGGAGGCCGAGUUGGAAGAAGACGACAACAACGAGAAUGCAGGGGAGGAUGGGGACAAUGACUUCUCUCCCUCGGAUGAGGAGCUAGCAAACCUUCUAGAGGAGGGAGAGGAUGGGGAGGAUGAAGACUCUGAUGCAGACGAGGAAGUGGAACUGAUCCUGGGGGACACUGACAGCUCUGACAACUCUGAUUUGGAAGAUGACAUCAUCUUAUCUCUGAAUGAGUGAGGAGCCAUCACCACUUGGAAGAGAUUCUUGGCAGGCGAGAAACUGAGUCAGAUGAAUUCAGAAUUCUUUCCCUUCCCUUUCUCCCAGGGCUAUCUGUCUUUUAAGGAACUGCGUGCCCAGCAUUCAGAGAAUUAUGACUUAGAGAAUCUCAAUGAAAUCUGAGGGUCCUUCCAAAAACAAUAACAUCCACAAAAGACAACAGGGAUUAGGCCCUAUUCUGCUUUCCCCACUUCUCCUAGAAUGGACAUGGCUUUCUUCAAGGGGGGGGGGACAUGUCUAUGGGGUUAUUUCACAAUAUAUUUUCUUUGUACAAUGUUCUUUACUUAAAGAACAAGAAAUAGUUUUUUAUAAAAUUUAAAAAAGAAAAAAAAACAGAACAGGCAUUUAUAACUGAGGGUAUGAACUUAUAUCCACCAGGUCUCUUGUCCCUGUGCUUCAUUUUCUUUGGAAGAAAAUGAUGUCUAAAGAACAAUAUAAGAGGCAUUUUUACAUAAAUAUUUAAGUGAAAAGGAAAAUCGUGGUUUCUUAAAUUGAUAAGGAUUAAGAAUAUUUUAUUAUAAAUAUAAUAUAUGAUUUUUUAACCUGUUUUGUUGCCUCAUAUGCUGUCAAGUUAAUUUGUUUUCAUUUGUGCCAGAGGUGGGAAGGAAGGUGCUGCUUGUUUGCUGAGUAAAGGCCUAAAUUCACCUACCUUCAUGGUUUGGGGGCAGCAUGGUCAUUGUGGAUAUUGGUUUUUUAGAGUUGAGGGAACUUAGGAUAUAAGUUCACUCCCUCUAUUUUUCUUUGUGAUUCAGUUUUUGAAAAAUCUUUUUCUCUUUUCUCCCAAAUGUGGAAAUUACAAAUCAAAGGCCUUUUUCUUUAAUGUAAAGUGUAUUUAUUUAAAAAAAAUACAAAAUAAACUACAGGUCUCUCUUUGUU